This is a messenger RNA of Puccinia triticina, 1056 nucleotides long. RefSeq lists its product as uncharacterized. Gene Ontology annotation, biological process: TOR signaling; regulation of actin cytoskeleton organization. Gene Ontology annotation, molecular function: protein binding. The record is from RefSeq and is a predicted model, not a curated record. The coding region runs from base 1 to 1056 and encodes 351 amino acids. Gene Ontology annotation, cellular component: TORC1 complex; TORC2 complex. Lineage: Eukaryota; Fungi; Basidiomycota; Pucciniomycetes; Pucciniales; Pucciniaceae. The transcript has 10 exons.
AUGGCAGACGCGGUUGGCUUCGAAGCCGGCCAAAGUAAUAAUCCGUUGGAUGUCAUUCUGGCCACCGGUGGAUACGAUAAUACAAUCAGAUUUUGGGAAGCGUGGUCUGGGAUUUGUGUCAAAAGUAUCAACCAUCCGUCAAGCCAAAUUAAUCGACUCGCUAUUUCUCCUGAUAAACGCCAUCUCGCUGUUGCCGGAAACGCGCAUGUCAGACUAUACGAUGUGGCGAUCGCCACAGCUUCUAAUCAUCCCGCUCCAAAUCAUGCGACUCCAGCCAACGAUCCAACAUCUCAACAUCAACAACAGGCACAUGCUCAAACCGGUCUCCUUCAAAGCUUUCCCCACAAUGGAAAUGUUACUAGUGUGGCGUGGCCUAAAGAAAGUAAAUGGUUCGUCACUGGAUGUGAGGAUGGUGCGAUGCGAAUAUGGGACACUCGGACACCUGUGGCACAACGCACAUAUGACCACAAAUGCGCCGUAAAUGAUAUUGCAAUCCAUCCAAACCAAGGUGAAAUCAUCUCGUGCGAUCAAUCCGGGGCUAUCAAGAUCUGGGACCUCGCUGCGGACUCGUGUACUCAUGAAUUAUUCCCAGAAGACGAUGUACCCCAAAGAAGUGUCAGCAUCGCUAGUGACAAUAGUUGUCUUGUUGCUGGAAACAACUCGGGCAACGUGUUUCUCUGGAAUAUAUCCACAUCAGCCAUUGGAGGAUACACAGAUCUUCAAGCAGAGGCAACGUUCAAGGCGCACAAGCGCUACUGCUUGAAAGUACUACUAAGCCCUGAUGUGAGGCUUUUGGCGACGUGUUCGGCAGAUACCACGAUCAAGAUAUGGUCACUGACACCUAAUCAGCCUCCAAAGCUUGAGAAGACACUAUACGACCACCAGAGAUGGGUAUGGGAUCUUGCAUUUUCCGCCGACUCGGCCUAUCUCGUCUCGGCUUCCUCCGACCAUUCCGCCCGGCUGUGGGAACUCGCCUCGGGUCAAACCGUCCGACAAUACUCUGGACACUCCAAACCUUGUGUCGCUGUUGCUUUAAACGAUAUCAACGUCGUGUAA